This is a messenger RNA of Zea mays, 1519 nucleotides long. RefSeq names its product homocysteine S-methyltransferase-2. The record is from RefSeq and is marked provisional. Gene Ontology annotation, biological process: S-methylmethionine cycle. The transcript has 7 exons. Gene Ontology annotation, molecular function: S-adenosylmethionine-homocysteine S-methyltransferase activity; zinc ion binding. The coding region runs from base 116 to 1135 and encodes 339 amino acids. Lineage: Eukaryota; Viridiplantae; Streptophyta; Magnoliopsida; Poales; Poaceae.
CCGCUAACAAAAUCUAGAACCCUCUGAACCCUCCACAUUCCUCCAGAUCGAAUAAUAACCUAGCUCUGCACACCGCCCAGCCACCAGUGGCAGCAGGAGCAGGGGUCGGAACAAGAUGGUGGUGACGGCGGCCGGCAGCGCGGAGGAGGCUGUGCGGCGGUGGGUGGACGCCGCCGGAGGACGCCUCGUCCUCGACGGCGGGCUGGCCACGGAGCUCGAGGCCAACGGCGCCGACCUCAACGACCCGCUCUGGAGCGCUAAGUGCCUCCUCUCCUCCCCGCACCUCAUCCGCAAGGUCCACAUGGACUAUCUGGAAGCUGGCGCAAACAUUAUAAUCACAGCAUCGUAUCAGGCCACUAUUCAAGGGUUUGAAUCAAAGGGUUUUUCAAAAGAACAGAGUGAAAACUUACUAACAAAGAGUGUCGAGAUUGCACUGGAAGCUCGUGAGAUGUUCUUGAAGGAACAUCUGGAGAAGUCCACUCCUAUACAGCACCCGGUUCUGGUCGCAGCGUCUUUAGGGAGUUAUGGAGCUUAUCUUGCCGAUGGCUCCGAGUACAGUGGGGAUUAUGGUGAAGCUGGUACGAAAGAGUUCCUGAAAGAUUUCCAUCGGCGGAGGCUCCAGGUUCUUGCGGAAGCAGGCCCCGAUUUGAUUGCUUUCGAAACGAUUCCCAACAAACUGGAAGCUGAGGCGUAUGUCGAACUUCUCGAGGAGUGCAACAUCAAUAUCCCUGCAUGGUUUUCCUUCAACUCAAAAGAUGGAGUGCAUAUUGUGAGCGGUGACUCGUUAAUCGAAUGCACUACUAUUGCUGACAAGUGUGCAAAGGUUGGUGCGGUCGGGAUAAACUGCACACCUCCAAGAUUUAUCCAUGGACUGAUACUCUCCAUUCGAAAGGUCACGGACAAGCCCAUUCUGAUAUAUCCCAACAGUGGCGAAAGAUACGAUGGUGAAAAAAAGGAGUGGGUGGAAUCCACUGGUGUGUCAGAUGGUGAUUUUGUUUCUUAUGUGAACGAGUGGUGCAAAGACGGGGCUGUGCUUAUCGGUGGCUGCUGCAGGACAACUCCAAACACUAUCAGGGCCAUACACAGAACUCUGAACAAAAGCCCCAACAAGCAGCAGUUACCUGCUGUAGAAUAAGAGCUGUGCUCUACUCUGAUGCGCCCGCCUUCCUCCUAGCAGUACCUCGAGGCUAUAACUCCAUGAUUCCGUAACCGUACGUGUUCGUUCUCUUGCAAACGAGAUGUUUGUAAAUAACGCUGUAUUUCUGGGUUCUGAGAUAUGCAACUUGGAUGGAGGUACAACCGGUGAAGGGGGGUGAGGAAGCAGCAACAAUGGUAAGAGUUCUACUACUGAGUGGGGGAAAAACAACUUGCGGCUGGGUUAGUGAAGCUUAGUAGCUACCACUAUUCAAGAGUUAAAGGGAGUUCGUAUGACAGUUCCUCUGGAGAUGUUAUCUUCAAAGUCUUAUAUCACUGCUACUUGUGAGCUGUGUUAAAACCUAUAUAUAUAAGUUUUGUUUGA